Messenger RNA from Nematocida ausubeli, 498 nucleotides. RefSeq lists its product as uncharacterized. The record is from RefSeq and is a predicted model, not a curated record. Bases 1 to 498 code for a protein of 165 amino acids. The transcript has a single exon. NCBI's taxonomy places the organism in Eukaryota, Fungi, Microsporidia.
AUGCUAAUUACAACAGAGAAGCAUGAAGACUUUGAGACAACUCUUCUAGAAUGGGGGCUCGCCAAGGGUGCAUCUGCAUACACUGGCACUAUUCACUUGUACACAAUUGGCGGGAAAACAGUUGUAGUGUACACGUCAUACAAUUCCAACAACAACUAUGUGUACAUUAAAACACAGAAUUUGCCCAAUGCAUCGCCACAGAAUACAUAUCCCGGAUUUUUGCGCGUACAGCUGAAUGAGCAGGUUCUCAAUUCAAUUCUGAAGGAGGCCCAUAAGCCAAAAGAAUAUAAGAUAAAAGAAUCUGUUGUUUCCAACGCACAAAUGGAAAGAAAGCUAAUAAACAUUGAAUCUGGGGACAUUAAAGUGCUAACAGGAAUUGAAGGCCUUGACCAUGCAGUUGAAAUAUUCAAUGACAUUCCGCUCCAAAUAAAGCCAGUUGCGCUAGGGUCUUUUGAAGAAACACUUUGUAAACUGUUUAUGGACACUUUAUUAAUAUAG